This is a messenger RNA of Neoarius graeffei (lesser salmon catfish), 1889 nucleotides long. It is a transcript of the gene emc3, whose product is annotated as ER membrane protein complex subunit 3. The record is from RefSeq and is a predicted model, not a curated record. Gene Ontology annotation, biological process: protein folding in endoplasmic reticulum. The transcript is spliced from 9 exons. NCBI's taxonomy places the organism in Eukaryota, Metazoa, Chordata, Actinopteri, Siluriformes, Ariidae. Bases 189 to 974 code for a protein of 261 amino acids. Gene Ontology annotation, cellular component: EMC complex; membrane.
AUAUAGAAGAAGAAGGAGUCGCUGCUAUGUGUGUGUGUUCUCCUGCUAGCCAGCGGAGCUGAUGCGGUAAAGGGAGUGCCGAUGCUGCCGUUGGGUCCAUACACCGCCCGAGUCUGAUAUUAGAGGAAUUAAAAAAAAAGUGUCUUAUAAUUACAAGGUUGUUCCUGUCAGCAUCUCUCCAGUAAAUCAUGGCAGAACCAGAACUUUUGUUGGACUCCAACAUCCGUCUGUGGGUUGUGUUGCCCAUAGUGUUCAUCACUUUUCUCGUCGGGGUCAUUCGACAUUACGUCUCCAUCUUAUUACAGAGUGACAAGAAACUCACACUGGAGCAGGUUUCGGACAGCCAGGUUCUCAUAAGGAGCAGGAUAUUAAGAGAAAAUGGAAAAUAUAUCCCUAAACAGUCCUUCCUGAUGAGAAAAUUUUACUUCAAUAACCCAGAUGAUGGCUUCUUUAAAAAGACAAAAAGAAAAGUAGUACCUCCUUCCCCAAUGACUGACCCAAGCAUGUUGACAGAUAUGAUGAAGGGCAACCUGACAAAUGUUCUUCCCAUGAUCCUUAUUGGUGGCUGGAUCAACUGGACUUUUUCUGGAUUUGUCACAACUAAGGUACCGUUCCCUCUCACACUCCGUUUCAAGCCUAUGUUACAGCAAGGGAUAGAGUUGCUCUCGCUUGAUGCAUCCUGGGUUAGCUCAGCGUCCUGGUAUUUCCUGAAUGUCUUUGGACUGAGAAGCAUGUAUUCUUUGAUUCUUGGACAGGACAACGGUGCAGAUCAGUCUCGCAUCAUGCAGGACCAGAUAAGCGGUGCAGCUAUGGCGAUGCCUGCAGACACAAACAAAGCAUUCAAGGCAGAAUGGGAGGCACUAGAGUUGACGGACCAUCAGUGGGCAUUAGACAGUGUGGAGGAGGAUCUGAUGAGCAAGGACUUGGAUUUUUCUGGCAUGUUCAGCAAAGAUUUGCCAACAGGCAUUUUCUAAAGGCAUUAAAGGACAUCACCUUAAAAUGUAAUUAUGGUUAAAUUGUGUGGACCGAUUUGGAACUAAUGGGACACAACAUGGUAUUUAUUCUUAGAGAAGUUGCAGAAACCUCAUUGCAGACUGUGCAUGUAUUCUUUUUGCUGAAUUUCUUUUGGUUUAUCAUAAAGAUUGAUGCGAAAGAAAUUAUUUGAAAUUAACCUUCACUUUAUAUAUUACAUUCUUCAGUUUCAAAAACUAUAUUAGGACUAUAUAUAGGCUUAUGGCCUGGGGUGUAUACUGUCGAGUCACUUUCAUCAGUCACUAUGGUAUAGGUUUGAUUUUAAUGUAUGUUUAAUGUAGAUGAAGCAUCAGACUGAACCAGUUAGCUUUGUAUCCAUAUAAUUCGGUUUAGUCUUCUACCCCAGCAUAUUCACAUGGCAUCAUUCCCUGAUCAACAUCGUAUGUGUUUGUUUUUUUUUAUUCAUUUAUUUGACCAAGUGAUUAACAGCAUCAUAGAUUAUUAAAAUUGAAAGAAGAAAUGAGAUGGAAUUAAAAAAAAAAAAAAAAGGACCAAUUGCAAUUCAGUCAAAUUAAGAGCUGUCUUUUAUUGAUGGUGACCAAUUUUCAUCUGUUAUAAGGGUCAGUGUUAUGGUUAAAUGUUGCGGAUUUCCUGCUUAAACAACUUCUAUACAUGGUAAUUAUUGUCAGUUGUGUUUGAGCAGGAAAUCGCUGAACUCUCCUCCACGGCUGAAAGUGCAGACCUUUCAAUGUGUGUUCCCUCAAUUACCUGGUCGUCUUUUCACUCUUGUUAGGCAUUGUCAUGUUUUUUUGUUUUUUUAAUUAUUUAUUUUUCUUGCAACAUUUUUUUGUAAAGUGACACAAUAAUGUACUUGCAAGAAGUGUUUAUUCAUAAUAGAACUUGUUUUUCUAAAGCAA